Gilbertella persicaria is the source of this 2879-nucleotide messenger RNA. Its product is annotated as armadillo-type protein. Bases 295 to 2772 code for a protein of 825 amino acids. The transcript is spliced from 3 exons. Lineage: Eukaryota; Fungi; Mucoromycota; Mucoromycetes; Mucorales; Choanephoraceae. Gene Ontology annotation, cellular component: eukaryotic translation initiation factor 4F complex. The record is from RefSeq and is a predicted model, not a curated record. Gene Ontology annotation, molecular function: mRNA binding; translation initiation factor activity; protein binding.
GAGCAAAAGGCCAAGGAAGAAGCUGAGCAAAAAGCUAAGGAAGAAGCUGAACAAAAAGCUAAGGAAGAAGCUGAACAAAAGGCCAAGGAAGAAGCUGAGCAAAAAGCUAAGGAAGAAGCUGAGCAAAAAGCUAAGGAAGAAGAAGCCGAAAACAAGACCAAGGAAGAAGAAGAAGAAGCUAAAAAGGCAGCUACUGAAGAAUCCAAGUCUGAUUCUACUGAAAAGAAGGUCGAAGAACGCAUUGCUGCCAUUACAGCUGACAAGGCUGCCAGAGGUGCUCCUGGUCGUCUUGAUAUGUCUGCUAUUCCCGCUCAUGUCUUCCACGACUCUCCUGUCUCUACACCUUCGAGCCCUUCUGCUCCUAAAGUGAAGGGUCCUCCUAUGCGCAAGAUCGAAGACUUCAGCGCUAUUGAAUACCCUCCUGAAUUUUUGGCUCCUAAGCCUAGUGCAAACAACAAGAUUACUUAUGAACCUGCCUUCUUGUUGCAAUUCCAAAAGCUCUGUCUUGAGACAGACGAAGAUUUAUCCGAAUUUCAAGGUAUGGCUGCUGAACAAAGCAGCGGUAAUGAAAGACGUAGCAUGUCUCGUCGUCAAACCUCUGAACGUGGUGGUCGUGGUCCUCGUACGCCUGGCGGUGGUUCUGGUGAAGGCGGUAUGUAUAGAGGUAAUUCUCGUGAUGGUCGUGGUGAAAUGGGCAAGUUCGCUGGUGGCCGUCCCCUCUCUCAUCGUCAAGGCAGCAAUGGCCCCAACUCUCCCGGUAUGGAUCGUCAAGAUUCUCGUGGUGGCAGAAACCGUAGCAGCCGUGGUGGUAAGGACCGUCAUCCUCCUAGAGAACAACAAGGUGGACCUACCAUUCCUCUUGAUCAAGUGGCUCCCUUAGAAAAGAGUGAGAACCGUUGGGUCCCUACUGUUGUUGCUACUGACGGUGCUGCCUCUACUGCUUCAGAAAGAAAGGAGAGUGCUGAGUCUGACUUGAUUUCUCAAGACAUCAUUGCUCGUAAGAUCAAGGCUCUCUUGAACAAGUUGACACUUGAAAAGUUCGAUUCUAUCUCUAAUCAAAUUUGGGAAUUUGCCAAGCAAUCUGAAAAGGAAGACAAUGGUCUAUCUUUGAGAAAUGUCAUUCAACUUAUCUUUGACAAGGCUUGUGAUGAACCUAACUUUGCCAGCAUGUGGGCUCAAUUAUGUAAGAAGCUUUAUGACCUCACUGCAAAAGAUACCAACAUCAAGGAUGUCAAUAUCCUUGACAAGAACGGCGCAAUUGUCUCUGGUGGUCCUCUUUACCGUAAAUACCUUCUUAAUCGUUGUCAACAAGAAUUUGAAAAGGGCUGGAAGACUGAUUUACCCAAGGUUGAUGAUAACAACCCUGAUGUGAUGAUGACGGAUGAAUAUUAUGCUGCUGUCAAGGCUAAGCGUCAAGGUCUUGGUCUUGUUCAGUUCAUUGGUGAACUUUUCAAGCUUCAAAUGCUAACUGAACGUGUCAUGAUUCAAUGUUUAAUGAAGCUAUGUGCUGACCCUAAGCAUCCUGAAGACGAAGAAACAGAAACUAUGUGUAAGAUGUUGAUGACUAUUGGUAAGACCUUUGAUGCCAGUGGCAGAAAGAACAAGGAAUGGUUAGAUGCCUACUUCCAAAGAAUGCAAGAAAUGUACGAAUCCAGUACUUUGAGUUCUCGUGUCAAGUUCAUGAUCUUGGAUGUCUUUGAUCAUCGUAAGAGUAAAUGGACACUCAAGCGUGGCGGUAACCAACCUGCUCCUACCACCAUUUCACAAAUUCACGAACAAGCCAAGAAGGCUAGCGAAGAAAAAGAAAAGGAGACCAUAAAGCGUUCUGGUAGCUCUCGUGGUGGAGGUAAUCCCAUGUCCCGUCAAAGCUCUCACCGUAGUGGUGGACGUGAUAUAAUGAGACAAAACUCUUCUCGUAAUGCCAAUAAAGAAGACCAAAGUGGUAGCAAUAGUCCUGGUGCUGCUGCUACUAGUGCAGAUGGCUGGAACACUGUUGGUCCUGGUAGUCCCACUACUGCUCCUCGUUUAGGCCGCACAAAUGAACUUGCCAACUUUGGUAAGACUGACCGUAGCAAGUCUAGAAACAGUGGUGUACUUGGUCCUUCUAGCAGUCCCUUCUUUAACAACUUGUCUCGCUCUAACUCCAAGUCUGGUGUUGAUAAGAAGACCGCUUCUAAUGAUACACGUUCAUCUAGCCCUGCCACUUCCAUGUCCAACAUGUUUAGUGCUUUGGGUGGUGAAGGUCAAGAAGAAGAAACUGCUGAAAGAAAGAAGUUGCAAUUGUUACCCCGUAGUUCAGAAAAUGCUGAAGAGGCUGAAAAGUCUGAAGAAGCACUUUCUGCUACUACUGCUCCUAAAGAAGAAGAAUCUUCUAGUCCUUCUGAAGUAGAAAAGCCCAAGUUGAGUGAUGAAGUUAUUGAGCGUAGAUGUAAGGGUACAAUUGAUGAAUACUUUAGUCUUCGUGACAAGACAGAAUUAUGCGAAUGUGUCAAGGAAUUAGAUCAUACACAUUACCGUGUUGUUUUUGCCAGCAAAUUACUAGACGUUGUUGAGAAGAAGACUGAAGAUGUUGAAAUCGUGUGCGAAAUGAUUGAAGUCCUCAACAAAGAGAAACUUAUGGCCCGAGAAGAAUACGUUGCUGCCUUCAAGAAAUUCUGGGAAGGCUAUGAAGAUUUGGUUAUUGAUGUUCCCAAGGCACCAGAACAUGUCAACAAGCUUUUGGCUGCUACCGGUAUCGAGCGUUCCGAGGUCGAAUGUGAACCCAGUUAUUAAAAAUACUUUGUGUAAAAUCCUACCUAAUGCGUUAUUGCAUUUGAUAUUUUUAUGAAUCCAUGUACAUAAACAACUUUGUUUUUAUGAUUUCUAGAUCGUAUGACGAG